CGAACUCUGGAGCAACAAUACGAUGAGCGACACAGCAGACAACCCCCCCGCGGUAGAGCCCAGAGAGCCAUACCGGUACCGGUACGAGGCGCUACCAACAGGCUCAUCCAUUAGGCUGUUAAGCGUUGUUGGAAAGGGAGUGGAUGGGUCGGUGCAUGUAACCCUGAAGACCGUCGACCUGGAAGAUGAUCCCUUUUUCUACGCCUUGUCAUACACCUGGGGCAAUCCUCAUGCGAAUGGAGUUGACUUCACUGCACAUUUCAAUGCUGUUGACAGCGAGUACAGCCAUAUCGAAAAAAGUCCAAUCUUAUGCGACGGGGAGAGACUUGAAAUCCAGAGGAACCUACUCGAUGUUCUUCACGAGUUCCUUGACGCUUUGGGCGGGCACCAGGAAUAUGACCAGAGUCCUGAGAACUUGAUAAGGUCGCCAUUUCCUUUGGCGAACCAGAGGGGUGACAUUUGGAUCGACGCCGUUUGCAUCAACCAGCAGGACAUGGAGGAGCGAGGACAACAAGUCAGAAUCAUGGACAAGAUCUACACAAAAGCCACGCAGACAAUCACCUGGCUGGGCCGCGCCGACCAGUACACCACCGCCGCCGUCAAAACUAUCGAAACAGUCGCGGCUUAUCCCAGAGAUGCGUUUGUUCAGAGUGAAGCCACCCCUUUUCGGCAGCAAGACCCUGAGGUAUAUGCCAAAAGCAGCCUCGCCUACACGAGCUGGAUGGACUGGUGUAGUCUAGCUGCCCUCCUCAAACGACAGUGGUUCAACCGUUUGUGGAUCAUCCAGGAGGCCAUCCUUUCUCGGGACUUGGUCCUACUCUGCGGAAAGCACAAGAUAUCCUGGACAGACCUUGUCGCUGCAGCACGUAACAUCGAAGCUCGUUGUCAGGUAGUGGGCUGGAGCCCGAGUACCAUGUUCCUCCAGAGUCAUGAGAUCGCGGUGCCCCUCGAACACAACGUCCUACGGCUUGCGGACUGGCGAGACCAUUUUCACAGCGGCGAGACCACCGGGCACGGGCACUUCACACUCGAGAACCUCAUCUACGACACGUGGAUCUUCAACUCGGGUGACCCCCGCGACAAGGUCUAUGGUAUUCUCGGCCUGGCGGACCCCGAAGUGCGCGCGGGAUGGGUUAUCGACUACUACAGCUCACCCGAAGAGGUCUUUGCCAUCACCACCAGGACCAUCAUCGAGCAAACUCAAUCCCUCAAGAUCCUCUCGUGCGUGCAGGAUGCCUCAAAGCGCAAGAUCGCCACAUACCCCUCCUGGGUCCCCGACUACAGCCUCCCCUACUUCAACAUGAUGUGCAACCACGGCUCGUUCGCCGCGGCGGGGGCACAGUACGAAGCGCCUCAGCUAGUGCCAUCGCCACCAGGGCCAAGCUCAUGGUCUCGCCUGCGCUUGCAGGCCCACGUGUUCGAUACCAUGGUUGAAACGGCCAACGAGCGGACAGACUACGUCAACAGCUCCAUGCUUCUCGAGCCGUCAUGGUUCGAACUCGCGCUGCUCCUGAAGACCCCGUACCCCGCCACGGGUGAGAAGCGGACCGAGGUUCUCUGGCGGACGCUCUGUGCCGACCAGGACGCCGGCUCCACCGUUAGUCCGGCCCCGGCCCGGUUUGGGGAGCUGUUCAAGGAACUUGUGAGCGCGAUGGUGGUUGUGCGGGCUGAGCUUGAGGAGGAGGUCUCUCAGGAGCCGGACCCGCCGCGGGAUUGUGCCCAGUCCUUUGCACAGGCGCUGCAGAGAGCGAAGGAGAUUUGGGCCGAUGUCGGUUGGGCUGGGCUCGGUGCCGAACAAAUCCGGGAAAAGACGAAUUCGCGGCCUAAGUUUCUGGGCAGACCCGAUUUUGGUUGGCUGGUGUAUACGCUGAUCAAGCUCCAAGCUUUGUUUCUGACCGAAGACGGUGGGAAGGCGGACACCCCGAGCUGGGGGGAGCUGGAGAGGUUUCAUGAGAACCCAACCUACGUUAUGAGAGUGAAGGACGGAGAGGAGAAGUCGCUUGUUCAGCCCAAAGACGCCGCGUUUACGAACUCGUUUCGGCGGAGAUACGGGAAGAGGAAGUUGUUUUACACCGAAAAGGGGUAUCUGGGUCUUGGUCCGGCCUCGGCUACUGUGGGAGAUGUAGUAUGCAUCGUGCCUGGGGCUGCGGGCCCGUUUCUGGUUCGGCCUGAUCAGGAUGGGGGUGUCAAGUUGGAUCAUCACCAGGGCUGCGGUGACGAGGGGGGUCAAACUGAAAGGUUCCGUCUCAUCGGGGAAAGCUAUGUUCAUGGUAUCAUGCAUGGCGAGGCUCUUGCGACCGAAGGCUUUGGUUUGGUAGAGAUUGAGAUCGUUUGAAGCACUAGCGGCUUGUAGGUCUCCUGGUAUCUCGACAAACUCUUUUUGACAACUUUCUCCGCGUCCACGUGUGCCGGGAAGAAGCCCGGUAGUAGUUUCCAGUUAGCUACCUGUCCUCGGUCUUUUGCAACGGGGCGUGACUGGUUUGUCCACUGAAUUAGGCAUAUAGCAAGCUUGAUAACUUGCCCGCCAUUGCGUCCCAAUCACUCUUUUGCUUCGUUUGGUCGGUAUUCAAGGCAAGGAUAAGCCCCCCAGUCAAAACUUCCGAAUAAAACAAGGAAGCAUGCACGAGGGCCCAGGCUCGCCGGACGGCCCAGACUAAAAGCACCGAUCCCAGCUCGUUGA
Molecule: messenger RNA, 2680 nt
Organism: Chaetomium fimeti
Lineage: Eukaryota; Fungi; Ascomycota; Sordariomycetes; Sordariales; Chaetomiaceae
Product: heterokaryon incompatibility protein-domain-containing protein
Exons: 1
Coding region: 23-2335 (770 amino acids)
Source: RefSeq, a predicted model, not a curated record